Molecule: messenger RNA, 738 nt
Organism: Leptosia nina
Lineage: Eukaryota; Metazoa; Arthropoda; Insecta; Lepidoptera; Pieridae
Source: the annotation of a GenBank genome assembly
AUGAACCUGUACUUUAGACCUAAAUUAUUACAGUCUCGGCUUACGAGCGUUUUUCGUUCAGCCACGACCGUUUCUGAAGUAGUACAGAAUGAGCAGGUUGACAUAGAUGAUACGGAAAAUUCCCUUGCAAGAGAAGCAGAAAUUGAGAAGAAAAGGAAUAUAUCCCGUUUAUCAGCGGCUCAUUACAAUGUGAUUAACGGAAGACGACCUUAUAAAGAGCCUAUGGCUUUACCACAUUUAACUGUAAAAUACAAUAGGAAAAUGUAUGGAAAGUAUGGGGCUGCAAGUGGUGUUAAUCCAAACAUUUGCUGGCCCUCAAAACUAGAUAUUGAAGAAAAACAAGAAUAUGAAGCAGUGGCUUACCCUUUCACCAUUAAAGAAAUGAUGACUAUGGUGGCUGAAAAGCGAGAACAGGAAAGACUAAAAACACAGCAAAGAGACAAUGAGAUUGCUGCUAAAUUUGCAAAGUUAGGACAAUGGAAGAAAGAAUUAAAAGAAAAAAUUGCUAAGAAGGAGGCUGAAGUUGAAGCUGCUAAGUUAAAGAAAGAACGUCUUAUUGAAGAAGUGCGGAGGCACUUUGGCUUCACUCUGGACCCACGAGAUGAAAGAUUCCAAGAAAUGUUGGCCAAGAGGGAGAAGGAACAAAAGAAGCGUGAAAAACAAGCUCGUUUAGAAGCUCGUGAGAAGUUAAUGAUUGCCAAACUACAACAAAAGAAGGUGGAAGGUGUUAGUGAAUAA